AUGAACAACCGCAACGAUGGCGACGACGACGACGACGAUGAAGAAGACUACGACCUCCUCGACCCCUCAUCCUCCACCACCCUCCUCAGCGCUUGGGACGUCGACGACGACGAUAACGCCCACGAACCCGACUACUACACCCUCCUCAACCUGCGCCGGCAGCCGCCCCCGACCGACGCCCAGAUCCGCUCCGCCUACCGCACGCUCACCCUCUCGUUCCACCCGGACAAGCAGCCGGCGCAACUGGCCGAGGCGGCCAAGCGGCACUUCGAGCGGAUCCGCGAGGCCUACGAGACGCUGAUCGACGCGCGGAAGCGCGUGGUGUACGAUCUGCUGGGGGCGGAGGCGGUGCGGGAGGAGUUUGGCGAGGCGGAGCGCGUUGCUGCUGCUGCUGCUACCCCUGGAAGUGGGGGGAGGGCGGCGGAGUGGCGGGUGGGGUUGAAGGCGAAGAGUCCCGAGGAGUUUCGGCGGUGGUUUUUGGAGAGGAUGAAGGCGAGGGAGCGGAGGGCGGUGAAUUCCUUGGUGGAGGGGAAGGGGACGUUUACACUCGGCGUGGACGCUUCGAAUACCAUCACCAUUGACAGGGAUGCCGGGGAGGUCUAUCUUAAUGUCCCGGAUCCGAAAUUGUCCAAGUUUGGCGUGGCGUUUGCCUUUAAGGCGCCGUUGCCGACAUGGAGGAAUGUUGCGGGUGAGGAUGAGACGGAGGAUGAUUAUGAUGACAACGAGAAAGAGGACGGUGCGGCCCCGCGGAAUGACCUGGGCUCGCUGGAGGAUGGACCGGAGAUGGUUAUCAAUGCCGGGAUCUCGGGCAAGAUUCGUCAUUUGACGCAGAAGUUGCAGGUUCAGAUCGAAGAUCAGGAGCCGGAGGCUGUGGAGGUUCCUGUCCCCUUGGUCAUCUCGACCAAAGAAUUGCAACUGGGUGUGGGCGUAUUUCGCGCCUUCGGAGACCUGUCCGGCUCCAAGGGCAUCCUGGGCAAGCCUGCCCUGUCGUUCCUUCAGUACUCGGGCCUGUCGGUGAAUGCUUCGGUGCUCCCAAUCCCAGAGCUCGAUGUCAACUGGGCGAAACCUUUCACCCUCGUCCGCGGGACGAGGCCUUUCCGGCUGGUGCUGAACACGGUGUUUCAACGGCCGGUUUGGGCUGCUCCGCCGAUAAUGGGCGUUCGGCUGUCGAAGCAGAUUGGCGAGCAGAAACAUGUGUUUGCCAGCUUGAACAGUGGAACGCUCGUCUGGCCCGUUUGGUUCCGCCAGCUCCUCAGUCCAAGUUACGAGAUUCAAGAUGACUUCAAGCACCUCCUCUCUAUCCCAGGACAACUGAGCCAAUUCCAAUUAUGUCUCUUGUCUCAGCCGACGACCAAGUACAUGGCUAGUAUUGACGAUGAUGAGGAUGACGGCGAGUUGGACGAGGACGUCGAGUUUGAGGAUGUCCGCUCUCAACACCGCAAAAACCACCGUGCUGCCGAAGCGUGGCAGGCAGGAGUCGCAGUCAGCCCGCAGAUGGGUGGUCUGUCCUUCAACUACUCCCGCAACAUCUUCUCUGGCAAGCCGUCCACCGAUGCAUCACUUUCCCAAUGGAGCUCGGAGGGACAUUAUCGCCUACCUCAAGAGAAUGAACCACGGUCCGUGAGGGUCGGCAUCGAGAGCAUGGUCGGUUUCGACCUGUCGCUUGAGUGGCAUAUCGAGGGAACCCGUCGGGUUGGUGACCUGGCCCGCAUGGGGCUGGGCGUUGGUGUCCAAUCGUCGAAUGGCCUGGUUAUGACCAUUUCCUGGAGCAGACUGGGGCAGAAAAUCAGACUGCCCAUUACGGUGUGCUCCUUCGAAGCGGCCAACGCUGAUGCCGCUGCUGUGGCGGUCCUGCUUCCCUGGGUCGCAUACUGCGCGCUGGAAUUCGGGUUUAUCCGUCCGAGGGAGCGGAGGAAGCACCGUCGGGUGAUCGCCCGACGACAGAAGCAGCUCAAGAAGCUGGUCCCCACGAAGAGGGAAGAGAGCCAGCAGGCGAUCCAGCUGAUGAUGGACCAGGUGCAGCGGCGUCGUGACCGGGAGGCCGCGCACGAUGGCUUGGUGAUCACCCGGGCCGAAUACGGCCACUACCCCAAGAAGAAGCGGAGCGAUGGCAGCGAGAGGGAACCUGACGUGGCCGAUGUCACUGUUCCGGUCAUGGCGCUGGUCGACAACGGUCAGUUGGUGAUCCCCAAGAACACGGCCAAGUUCCACAUCCUCGGGUUCUACGACCCUGCACCUCUCCAGCCCAAGACCUUGAAGAUCUGGUACACGUACCACGGCAAGGAACAUUAUGUGGAAGCGGGUGAUAAGGAAGGCGUUGCCUGCCCCAUGCGAUCGCAUAUGCUGUAA
Molecule: messenger RNA, 2349 nt
Organism: Aspergillus japonicus CBS 114.51
Lineage: Eukaryota; Fungi; Ascomycota; Eurotiomycetes; Eurotiales; Aspergillaceae
Product: J domain-containing protein
Exons: 3
Coding region: 1-2349 (782 amino acids)
Biological process (GO): cristae formation
Source: RefSeq, a predicted model, not a curated record